ACAGAGAAUUUGCUCCUCUCUCCCUCUUGCUCCCGCCUCUAACAUAACCCCCUCAGUCUGCCUAAGACGCAGGCGCAUCUCUUAAAGCCUGGUCCGUACCCACCUCUCCUUUCUCUUUAUUUCGUUCUCCCUCCUCUUCUUGCACCUCCGCAGGUUCAAACUCUUGUUGGGGAGAGUGGCGGCGAUCGCGAGGUCACGUGAUGAGCAUCCUGCUGCCCAACAUGGCGGAGUUCGACACCAUCUCGGAACUGGAGGAGGAGGAAGAAGCAGCAACGUCGUCGUCGCCGCCGUCGUCGUCGUCGUCGGUAUCUGGGCCGGACGAUGACGAGGAAGAUGAGGAGGAGGAGGAAGAGGAGGAGGAGGAGGACGAAGAAGAAGGGAUAGAGGAGGAGGCGCCGCCCCCACCUCGGGUAGUGAGCGAGGAGCAUCUGCGGAGAUAUGCCCCCGACCCUGUAUUGGUGCGGGGCGCAGGUCAUAUCACUGUGUUUGGCUUGAGCAACAAGUUUGAUACUGAAUUUCCCUCAGUUCUAACAGGGAAGGUAGCUCCAGAAGAAUUUAAGACCAGCAUUGGCCGUGUGAAUGCAUGUUUGAAAAAGGCUCUCCCAGUCAAUGUGAAAUGGCUGCUGUGUGGAUGUCUCUGCUGCUGUUGCACACUGGGUUGCAGCCUGUGGCCUGUUAUUUGUCUCAACAAAAGAACCAGAAGAUCAAUUCAGAAGUUACUAGAAUGGGAAAAUAACAGACUAUAUCACAAGCUUGCUUUGCACUGGAAGUUGACUAAAAGGAAAUGUGAAACUAGCAAUAUGAUGGAGUAUGUAAUACUAAUAGAAGUCUUACCAAAAUAUCCCAUAUUCCGACCUGACUGAGAAGUUUUAUUCAGUUACUUCUAUGUUACCUGUCAUUUCCUACCCUUAGUGCCUUGUAGAUGAUUUUGGAAUGAAGAUGGUCUUCUUUGCUGUAUUCAACUUAUUCUUUAUAAUGAUAGAAUAUUCUCCUCACUCUUCUAUUUGUGUUGGUUUAAGAAAUUUUGCACAUCUUUUUUUUGUUGUUGUUCAAUUAAGCUUGUGUU
Fukomys damarensis (Damara mole-rat) is the source of this 1066-nucleotide messenger RNA. RefSeq names its product cysteine rich hydrophobic domain 1 (gene Chic1). Bases 201 to 863 code for a protein of 220 amino acids. Lineage: Eukaryota; Metazoa; Chordata; Mammalia; Rodentia; Bathyergidae. The record is from RefSeq and is a predicted model, not a curated record. The transcript has 6 exons.